Exaiptasia diaphana is the source of this 1803-nucleotide messenger RNA. RefSeq names its product D-3-phosphoglycerate dehydrogenase. NCBI's taxonomy places the organism in Eukaryota, Metazoa, Cnidaria, Anthozoa, Actiniaria, Aiptasiidae. Bases 52 to 1614 code for a protein of 520 amino acids. Gene Ontology annotation, biological process: L-serine biosynthetic process. Gene Ontology annotation, molecular function: phosphoglycerate dehydrogenase activity; NAD binding. The record is from RefSeq and is a predicted model, not a curated record. The transcript is spliced from 10 exons.
CCUUGAACGCAUGGGGAUGAAAUUUGUACACGAGCACGAGAAAGUAACAAAAUGGCAAACUUGCUCGAUAUAAAACGCGUCUUACUUUGCGAUAACGUGAAUCCUUGCUGUAAAGAAAUACUAGAAGCUAAUGGAAUCACCGCAGAUGUAAAAAACAAGUUAACGAAAGAAGAAUUACUUGUGGAAAUUCAGAAUUAUGACGGUCUUGUGGUCCGUUCGGCGACUAAAGUCACUGAAGAUGUCAUUAAAGCUGGCAAGAGGUUGAAGAUAGUUGGUCGAGCCGGUACAGGAGUUGAUAACAUCGACUCAACAAGUGCAGCUUUAAACGGCGUUCUGGUGAUGAAUACACCAAUGGGGAAUACACUUAGUGCUGCAGAGCACACUUGUGCUUUAAUUUGUUGUUUAUCCAGACAUGUAGCACAGUCAGUUGCUUCACUGAAGGAAGGAAAGUGGGAUAGAAAAAAGUAUAUGGGCAAUGAGCUGUUCAAUAAGACCCUGGGAAUCAUUGGACUUGGAAGAAUUGGGAGAGAAGUUGCACUAAGGAUGCAGUCAUUUGGAAUGAAGACGAUUGGAUAUGAUCCUUUGGUAUCAGCACAGGAGGCUAAAGAGUUCAACACUGAAUGGAUGGAGCCAAGUGAAAUAUGGCCAAAGGCAGACUAUAUUACUGUUCAUGUUCCACUUAUUCCUCCCACUAAAGGCAUGCUGAAUAACAAAACAAUAGCAGAGUGCAAGAAAGGUGUAUAUCUACUGAAUGUUGCAAGAGGGGGGAUUAUUGAUGAGGAUGCUCUACUAAGAGGUCUCGAGUCAGGUCAUGUUGGAGGUGCUGGUCUUGAUGUUUUUGUUACUGAACCACCAACAGGCACUUCUGCUCUUCUUGCACAACAUCCAAAAGUUGUAGGGACUCCACAUUUGGGUGCCAACACUGUGGAAGCCCAAAAGAGAGUCGCAAAGGAGAUUGCUGAACAGUUCGUAGAUGCUGCUCAAGGGAAAAGGCUCAAUGGCAUUGUCAAUGUACCAUUUGAUUUAUGUGAAGCUCUCAAACCUUCAUCUCUGGUGUCCCUUGGUGAAGGUCUGGGUAAAGUUGCUGCAGCACUUGUUGGAGGCAAUGUCACAAAGAUAAAUGUCACAUCUCACGGACAAGAGUUGAAAUCUCACCGCUACCUUGCAGCAGCUGUGUGUAUGGGAGUAAUGUCAAACACUGGUAUGAACCUUAUUAAUGCUAUGGGACUUGCCAAAGCUGCAGGGAUUGAGGUAAAAACAAGCCAUGAUAAUGAGGCAACAGGACAGUAUCCUACAGGCUUGUCAGUCAGCAUYCAAGGCAAGAAYGGUGGAGCUAACAUCACUGGCAGUACUAUUGGCCAAAAYCUCCCCAUCUUGUUUAAAUACAACAACCUCACRUUUAGCAGUCCUGUAMCUCUUACCAACAAACURUUAUUAAUUUGUCGCAAAUCCAAUGCAAUGGAACUGUUGYCUAAUCUUUUACCUAAAAUUGAUUCCAAAAGYGUUGAGGGUUUUGUAACRGCCAGUAACGGGCAAGAUAGCAUUUGUAUUCUGAGUGCUUGUUCUCAAGUGAGCCCUGAAAUAGACUCUGAAUUUGUUGGUGUUAGAGUGUGAGUAGGUAUUAACAGUACACUACCAUCAAUAAUAUAUGAAUUAUAUGAACUUUAUGCAACAACCAAUGUAUGCAAAGAGAUUUUAGAAAGUCACACAACUUAGAGAUAUGAGUACUGCUUAUCUGUAAUUAAGAAAUAGCUUAAUUCAUUUUCAUUUCUGGUGAAUCACUCAAUAAAGGCUUUGAAAGGA